UCCUCCCUCGGCUUCACGUCUCCAUCCAGCACAGCUGAUGAUUAUGGCCAGCCUGUUAGCUGUUAGCUGUUAGCUGCCAACGCUACGGAACUUAGCACGCGGCUAGCGGUGUUAGCGUCGUUACAAAAAUGUGUAAGAUGCCUUUGAUCGCCGUCACGUUGAACGUGUAGAUUCUUUUUGCUCUUUCUUUUUCUUUUCUUUUCAAGACUUAAGCAACAGGUGUGUUGCGGAAUACGAGGCGGUUCGUGUGAACGCGUCCCCCCCACCCGGAAUACUUCACCGGCGCUAGUCACGUAAAAGCUAACGCGUCGCUUUGACAGCAGUAUCAAAGGAGUGUCCCGCUAAUUGGCUAACAAGCUAGUGCUAGCUAGCCGUUGGCUACUUCACAGCGGAGCUAGCUAGCUAAGCUAGCCAGCCAGCCAGCCAGCCAGCUAGCCACCUGUUUUUGUCAAGUACUUGGCUCGCGUGUGUAGCCUGUGCGUGCCCAGAACGACAGCUGGACCUGACUCUUGUGCUGCUGUCUGCGAUGUGCAGAGUUCCUACCGAUGCGUCACCUGACCUCCGCAGGUCCCUGUAACUAGCCAUAUAGUGUUACUGUCAAAACUAUCCCACACCUCUGCUUGACGACACUAUGGUGAUUUACACUCACUCCAGCCAGCCCACUGGGGCAGGAGUCCCCCGAAAGCAAGGUCUCCAGAUGAUAUGAUAGUAGCCGCCUGGAUCACUUUCUGUGCCUGCAGGAGCCUUGCGAGGGUUCUGCUCUUCCUUUCCUCCUCAAAGUCCCUCCCCUCAUUCUGGGAGACCCUCGCCAGUGCGGUCUCCGCCACUGGAACCAUGGGCAACAGCUGCGUGUGCCGCGAGGACAGCGAUGCGGAGGACCAUCACCACGGCUCGUCGAGGGCGACCCGAGGACAAGCCAGGCGGGCGGAUCACGUCGCGGGCGUAGGCGCCGACACCGGGGAGGCCCGGAGCAGUCGGCCGAGGGACCCGGUCCGGCCGCCCCGCCGCGGACGCGGGCCCCACGAGCCGCGGCGGAAGAAGCAGAACGUGGACGGACUGGUGCUGGACACGCUGGCUGUCAUCAGGACACUUGUGGACAAUGACCAAGAACCCCCUUACUCCAUGAUCACGUUGCAUGAGAUGGCAGAGACAGAUGACGGUUGGCUGGAGGUCGUCCAGUCCCUGAUUCGAGUGAUCCCAUUGGACGAUCCUCUCGGCCCCGCGGUGAUCACCCUUCUAUUGGAUGAGUGUCCCCUGCCCACCAAGGAUGCGCUGCAGAAACUGUCUGACAUGUUGAGUCUGAGUUCGGCCGUAGCACAACAGGAUGCUCUCAACCCCGCAAAGCACAGAAACACCACCGCUGUCCUGGGAUGCCUGGCAGAGAAACUGGCUGGACCAGCCAGUAUUGGACUAUUGAGCCCUGGAACUCUUGAGUAUCUUCUAGAGAGCCUGAGCUCGGAAGCCCAUCCGACUGUCAUGCUGUUUGCUCUCAUCGCUUUGGAGAAGUUCUCCCAGACCAGUGAGAACAAACUGACAGUGUCCGAAUCGUGUAUCAGCAAUCGACUCUCUGUCCUGGAGUCGUGGGCGGAGAAUCCCGACUACCUGAAGAGGCAGGUUGGCUUCUGCUCACAGUGGAGCCUUGACAAUCUGUUUCUUAAGGACGGUCGUCAGUUCACCUACGAGAAGGUCAACCUCACUAAUAUCAACGCCAUGCUGAACAGCAAUGAUGUCAGCGAGUACCUCAAGAUUUCCCCCACUGGACUAGAGGCUCGAUGUGACGCCUCGUCCUUUGAGAGCGUGCGUUGUACGUUUUGCGUGUAUUCGGGCGUCUGGUACUACGAGGUGACGGUCGUGACGUCAGGCGUGAUGCAAAUCGGAUGGGCCACCAAGGACAGCAAGUUCCUCAACCAUGAGGGCUAUGGAAUAGGAGAUGAUGAAUACUCAUGUGCGUACGAUGGCUGCAGGCAGCUCAUCUGGUACAAUGCUCGCAGUAAACCUCACUCUCACUCCUGCUGGAAAGAGGGAGAUGCCAUUGGCUUCCUGUUGGACCUCAGCAAGAAGCAGAUGAUCUUUUAUCUGAACGGACAUCAGCUGCCACCAGAGAAACAGGUCUUCUCGUCAGCCACGUCGGGUUUCUUCGCUGCAGCCAGCUUUAUGUCAUACCAGCAGUGCGAGUUUAACUUCGGGGCCAAGCCUUUCCGUCACCCACCCUCUGUCAAGUUCAGCACCUUCAACGACUUCGCUUCCCUGCAGCCCAGUGAAAAGAUCAUCCUACCCAGACACCGCCGCCUGGCCUUACUAAAGCAGGUUAGCAUCCGAGACAACUGCUGCACGUUGUGUUGUGACGUCAUGGCUGACACGGAGCUGCGGCCCUGUGGACAUGGUGGUAUGUGUAUGGAGUGUGCCUUACAGUUAGAGACGUGCCCCCUGUGCCGCCAGGACAUCCAGAACCGAGUCAGACUCAUUGCACAUGUCUCCUGACACGCUGCCUGCCCCUCCUCGCGCAAGGAGAGACACGCGAGCCCGACAGCCGCCGCCUCCUCCUCCUCCACCACCUCCCCGAGUCCCCUCUCACCCAACGGGGCAUUGGGGACAGCGCCACAAUGCUGUGACCAUGCCAGAACUGUGAGUUCUGGUCAGAGGAGACAACGACGGAGGAGUGGAGAGAAGGAAGAGAGGAAAUAAUAGGAGGGGAAUCUAAAAACCACGGCUGGAUCCCCCGGAGCGUUUACCUAUAUCUCCUCUUUUAUAUGCUUCUGACGACUCACUGCAGGAGCUGGGCCACGGGAGCGUCGACUGCUAUUGACAGUGUGAUUUUUCAGAUAACAAGAGCGGAACAUGGGGAGCAGAAACAAUUUUAAAGAGCCAGCUUCUCAUAUGCGUCUAGUUGUCAGAUGCCCUACGCUUUAAGCCCAGAGGCUACUACUAUUUAAUCCUGUCACCCCCCCCGUGCAUAUGUCUGCAGAUCUGAAAGGGCUGGAGAUAUCUGAAAAGAACACGGCCUUGUAGUACAGUAUUAAACCCAAGGUACAGAUAAAUUUGAGAUGCAUCGCACUGUCAUGUUUUUCGUGGUAUAGAUUUGCGAAAUUGUGUUGUUCUCGAGGUAGCAUUUUCAUUCUCUUUUCGUAAGGUUGCACCAAAACCUCCUGCUUUAAUCUGCGUCUGUCUGUACUGAUUGAUCGGCCGGCGGUUUGCCAUCAGAAAGAGAUUCCGAGUUUGUGUCGGAGAACUGGAGUGCAAUUUUCUGAUUUUGAAUUAUUGAUUUACAGAAGAUGUUAAAAGUCAAAUCAGCUGUCAUACAAAAAAGAACGUUGACAUGACAUAAUUCUUGUUUUACAACCAGUUAAACAAACAACAACAACAACAUACUUGAAUCUGUAUUGGGACUUUUUUUGAUUUUUCCAGCAUGGCUGACCCUGCUGCUUUUCUGUGCUGUAGUCGUUCAUGUGUGUGUCGCAACCACGGAAAAAAAAAAUCAAUACACAGCAAUUUCAAAUUUACAGACUACUAAUCUGUAAAUGAAAUUGCAUGUUUUUGCCCAAUUUUUUUUUUAGGUUCAAAUGUUCAGUAUGAUUAUGCAGUUGAAUUCCAACCCCACCCCCUCUCUGAAUUGAUCAUGGAUUGCUUGAUUGCAUCAGUAUAACUAAAGUCUUAAUUCUUGUUUGUGACUAACAAACACAUGGGUCUGUGUUUUACGACGACAAUCCAAAAGAUGUGAUGUUUCAGUUCGUAUCGUUAGAUGAUGCCAAACACUGAUGUAAGAAACGUGGCUGAGAAGCACAACCAGUUUUGUUGAUUGACAUUUAGUUUUAUCAGAUGCAGUAAAACCUCUCAGACAAAAUGUGAAAUGUUUGAGUCAAUUGUCUUUUCCCUUUUUUAUUAAUCAAAAAUACCCCAGGUCAUUGUUAAAAUUAUGUCAUUUUGAGGAUCUGAUUUGAUGGAGGAAAUUCUUCAGUGAAACGACCCACAGCAAAGUGACGUGACCGUAAAAUGUGUAGGCUUCAGUGUUGAUCUCGUCAAAACAAGUUUGGGUUAAGACUGGGAAAACUUUGUUUUCCCCUCUGUGCUUUUUAUAACACAGCAAAUCUCUAUGCUCUCUUUUCUUGCCAAUUCUUUCCAUCUUUCUCCCCCCAAUGUCUUCAACUGUGUGUUUUCUGUCUGUCUUUCUGUCUAUCCUUUACUUGAAUCAUCUCUGGGUGGACAGAAUGAUACAUGUCUUUUUGGAAACAGGUGACUAAAUGAACAUACAAAGAGUUUGUUAGUGUGACAUAAAAAAGGAAAAAAGAAUCUAUACCAUUUCAAAUUGAAACAAUUAAGUUUGAAUUCAUUUUGGUCAAAUUGUUUAUGAAACCAAAUUGCAUGAAAACAAAAUGUGUAUGCAAAAAAUCAUUCAGACUAUACUGGAAUGAUUUGUUAAAGAUAACAUGCAUCACUCAGUAUGACACACAACUGCUCGGUUCCCUGUUUUGAUACGCUGUGUUUUCCUGGUGCACCUUACACAUGCAAGUGAAAUAAAUGAUAUGGUUGUCCCUAUGGUUGAUGAGAUGAACUUCAUGAUUGUAAAGAAAAAAAAGUUGUGAGCUGUAUUUAAAAAAACAAAAAACAUCUAUAAAGGAAUUUUGCCCCAGAAGUUCCCAAAGAUGUGAUUUAUUGUGAUAUUUGUAAUAAAUGUACGUUCAUGUGA
This is a messenger RNA of Scophthalmus maximus (turbot), 4684 nucleotides long. It is a transcript of the gene rspry1, whose product is annotated as ring finger and SPRY domain containing 1. Bases 703 to 2481 code for a protein of 592 amino acids. NCBI's taxonomy places the organism in Eukaryota, Metazoa, Chordata, Actinopteri, Pleuronectiformes, Scophthalmidae. Gene Ontology annotation, molecular function: ubiquitin-protein transferase activity; protein binding. The transcript is spliced from 15 exons. Gene Ontology annotation, cellular component: cytoplasm. The record is from RefSeq and is a predicted model, not a curated record.